AUGUCGGAGAUACCAUUGUGGAUUAAGCUACCUAAAUUACCCAUGAAUUGCUGGAGUUGUGAUUCUCUGAGCCGCAUUGGUAGUGUUAUUGGAUGUCCUAUGUUUGCUGAUGAGUGUACGACUAAACAAACCCGCAUAUCAUAUGCUAGAAUGCUAAUAGAGGUGGAUGUGACUAAGCCGUUACCGGAUGAAAUAGCGAUAAUGGAUGCUAAUGGGGUUAUAUUUCAUCAGAGAAUCAAAUUUGAAUGGAAACCAGAAUUCUGUGAGAAGUGUCAAAAAGUGGGACAUGAUUGCAGAAAAGUCGUAAGAACGCAACAGCUAAAUGUCCCUCCAAAGAAGAAGAAGAAGUUCACUCAAGUUUGGCAGGCUUAUCCUACCAAACCAGCAGCACCAGAAAGGGUCCCUCCACGAGACCAACAAGCACCUCAGCAGUUGCGAGUGUCAACUACAGCGGGGAAAGAUAAUAGUGAGGCCAACAUUAAUGCAGAUGGGGAUAUAGCAACAAUGCAACAAUCACCUCAACAGCAGACUAUGCAACACACAAAUGUGCAAGUUACUGCUGGGACUUGCCCUGCAAUGGCUAAACAGGCUGGUACAGGACUUGCACAGUUGGCUACUCAACAGGUUAUAGUGGAAGAAAGGCGGGAGAUGGACACUAAUGACAAUCCCUCCUCUAGUGGUAAUCCAGAAACUUUACCUUCACAACGAGAUGUGGUAGCCACUUUCCUGCCUCUUGAUGCGGGGGGGAGGGGGGGGGGUAUUCUUAAUACGACCCUAAUGUCUUGGCUAGUAUGGAACAUUAGGGGGACCAAUAAAAGGUACAAACAGAGAGAGUUAUGUACCUAUAUUAGAGAUAAUCACUUCAAACUAGUAGGUUUAGUGGAGACUAGAGUCAAGCAAGAUAAAGCAGCUGCUAUUGCCAAUAAAAUUGCCCCGGGAUGGAAAAUGGUUCACAACUAUAGCCAUGCUAUCAACGGAAGGAUUUGGGUGUUGUGGGAUGAUAACAUUUAUGAUGUGACAGUACUAUCUCUUGAUGCACACUAUGUACAUUGUCAUAUUACUAGCAGAUCACUCAACAUCGACUGUGUCAUGAGUGUGAUAAAUGGGUACAACACCGUGGAGCAAAUAAAAGCCCUUUGGCAAGCGUUAGAGACACUGGCACCACAAUGCAAUAGGCCGUGGUUAAUUUGGGGUGAUUUCAAUGCUUUGCUCACUGUGAAAGAUAGAUGUAAUGGAGCCCCUGUGACUAGCAUGGAGAUCAAGGAUUUUUUUGAAUGUGUUCAUAAUUUGUUAUUGACUGAAGUGGCAUGGAAAGGGGAAUAUUUCACCUGGUCAAACAAACAACAAGACACAAGUAGAGUAUAUAGUAGAUUAGAUAGAGUUAUGGCAAAUGAUGAAUGGAUGCUACAAUUUGGACAUCUGGUGGUGGAAUACAGGCUGCCGUUUAUCUCAGAUCAUUCACCACUAGGGCUGACCAUCAAUGUACCAGAUAAUAGAGUGAAGACUCCGUUUAAAUUCUUUAAUGUAUGGGCUCAACAUGAUACAUUUAUGCCACUGGUGAGGGCUAACUGGCAUAGAAGAAGGAAUUGUAACCAAUUGCAAAAUAUUUGGCUGAAUCUCAAAGGGCUAAGGAAUCACCUGAAGAAACUGAACAAGGAAGAAUUUUAA
Lycium barbarum (goji berry) is the source of this 1668-nucleotide messenger RNA. RefSeq lists its product as uncharacterized. The record is from RefSeq and is a predicted model, not a curated record. The coding region runs from base 1 to 1668 and encodes 555 amino acids. Gene Ontology annotation, molecular function: catalytic activity. NCBI's taxonomy places the organism in Eukaryota, Viridiplantae, Streptophyta, Magnoliopsida, Solanales, Solanaceae. The transcript has a single exon.